Messenger RNA from Daucus carota subsp. sativus, 915 nucleotides. RefSeq names its product F-box/kelch-repeat protein At3g23880-like. The record is from RefSeq and is a predicted model, not a curated record. The coding region runs from base 1 to 915 and encodes 304 amino acids. The transcript has 2 exons. NCBI's taxonomy places the organism in Eukaryota, Viridiplantae, Streptophyta, Magnoliopsida, Apiales, Apiaceae. Gene Ontology annotation, molecular function: protein binding.
AUGAAUUUCCCAGAAGAUGCACUUACUGAGAUCUUGUCAAGGCUGCAUGUAAAAGCUCUGUCGAGAUUCAAAUGUGUCUGCAAAUCAUGGGAAAAUCUUAUCAAACAGCCUCAUUUUAUCUCCAGGCACCUGGCUAAUUGGACAAACUCAUCAACCAACAAAGACAAUGUCCAUCUCCUCAUCAGCAAACGCGAUGAUGAAACAAAUAAACGAGUCAUUUCAUUGUCUGCAGACGAUGCACUUGACACGUUUGUUGAUCAAAACUCACCUCCAUUUAUAAAUGAAACAUUUGGUCACAUUCGCCUCUUAGGCCCCUGCAACGGACUUGUCUGCCUGUAUGGCUAUCCUGAUAGUAUCGCGUUAUGGAACCCUGCCAUCAGGGAAUUUAAAAAACUCCCCAAAUCAUCUAUACCGCGUCCUCUAGGGAAAUUUGUGCUCGGAGGUGAUGUUGGUUUCGGAUAUGAUUCAAAAACAAAUGAUUAUAAGGAUAAUGAAACAGAGUUGAUUCUUUCAUUUAACAUGAAUAAUGAAGAGUUUAAAAAGAAGGCAUUGCCAAUAGAUAUCAGAGAUCUCGAAGGGGAGGAUAGAGUAACAAGGGCUAUUCUUCCGUUUGGCGAAUCAAUUGCACUUCUAGUCUAUGGAAUCAAACAAGUUGAGAAGGUUUUUGAUAUUUGGGUGAUUAAGAGUCUAGAUGAUGAUGAAUGCUGGACAAGAUUAUCAAGUAUUGGACCGGUUUCCAGGGUGGAGAGGCCUUUGGGGUUCUGGAAAAAUGGAGAACUUAUAUUGGAAAAUAGUUGCAGGGAGCUGGUUUUGUAUGAUGAUGGUGAUGGUAAGGUUAGAUAUCUUGGAGUUCAUGGCAAGAGGGACAGACUAGAAGUUCUUGUUUACAAGGAGAGCCUGGUCUCUGUUAAUUAA